This is a messenger RNA of Pistacia vera, 1857 nucleotides long. Its product is annotated as protein ZINC INDUCED FACILITATOR-LIKE 1-like. Gene Ontology annotation, biological process: transmembrane transport; regulation of stomatal closure. The transcript has 17 exons. Gene Ontology annotation, molecular function: solute:potassium antiporter activity. Gene Ontology annotation, cellular component: plant-type vacuole membrane; plasma membrane. The record is from RefSeq and is a predicted model, not a curated record. Lineage: Eukaryota; Viridiplantae; Streptophyta; Magnoliopsida; Sapindales; Anacardiaceae. The coding region runs from base 108 to 1568 and encodes 486 amino acids.
UCCAUUUAUUGUGCAAAACAUGUGAACAAUGCUCAACCAUCUGUUUCUCAAGCGUUAGAGAAUUCUUCUACAAAAGGCAGUGUCCUGAGCUGAGUUGAGCUAGAAUUAUGGAGGAGGAUAAGUGUAAAGAGCCACUCUUGAAGAGGAAAUACUAUGAGAAUUGCUCGGGGUGUAAAGUUGAGCAGCUUAAAGAGACAAAAAGAGGCUUACCAAUUCGAGAACUUGUUUCUAUAUGGAUUGUUGUGCUUUGCACUUCACUGCCAAUAUCAUCUCUCUUUCCCUUCCUCUAUUUCAUGAUUAGAGAUUUUCACAUCGCAAAAAGAGAGGAAGAUAUUGGCUACUAUGCUGGCUAUGUGGGGUCUUCAUUUAUGCUUGGAAGAGCUUUGACAUCUGUUUUCUGGGGAAUUAUGGCUGACCGCUAUGGCCGAAAACCUGUAAUAAUAUUCGGGACCAUCUCAGUGGUUAUUUUCAACACACUCUUUGGACUUAGUGUAAAUUUUUGGAUGGCCAUUACCACAAGGUUUCUUCUUGGAAGUUUAAAUGGUUUACUUGGACCAAUAAAGGCCUAUGCGACUGAAAUUUUUCGUGAUGAACACCAAGCUUUAGGACUGUCAACUGUGAGUACAGCUUGGGGCAUUGGAUUGAUCAUUGGCCCAGCUCUUGGUGGUUUUCUAGCUCAGCCUGCUGAGAAAUACCCAAAUUUAUUUUCCAAAGACUCUUUGUUUGGGAAAUUUCCAUACUUCUUGCCCUGCCUUUGUAUAUCUAUUUUCGCUUUAGUGGUGACAAUUGCUACUUUCUGGCUUCCGGAGACACUUCACAUGCACCAUGAAGACAACGAAUCAUUGGAUGUCUCAUAUGACGCUUUGGAAUCUGCAUCUUCCGAAUCUGAUAGAGAUUUGAAACAAAAUGAAGGAAACAAGAAACCUUCUAAGAAAAGCCUCCUAAAGAACUGGCCCUUAAUGUCUUCUAUUAUAGUUUACUGUGUUUUUUCGCUCCAUGACAUGGCUUACACUGAGAUAUUUUCACUGUGGGCGGUCAGUCCUAGGAUCCAUGGAGGUUUAAGUUAUUCAACCGAAGAUGUUGGCGAAGUUCUUGCAAUCUCAGGUUUCAGCCUUCUUGUGUUUCAGCUCUCUCUAUAUCCAAUGGUGGAGAGGAUUCUUGGGCCUGUAAUGGUAACACGCAUUGGAGGGAUUUUAGCCAUACCUCUUUUAACAAGUUACAGUUACAUAGCAUUGUUAUCAGGAUUCAGCCUCGCCUUGCUGAUAAAUUGUGCUUCGGUGAUGAAGAACGUUUUAUCCGUGUCUAUUGUUACAGGAUUGUUCCUUCUGCAAAACAGAGCAGUGGACCAGGAUCAAAGAGGAGCUGCUAAUGGAAUUGCCAUGACUGCAAUGUCAUUGUUCAAAGCUGCUGGUCCAGCUGGAGGAGGUGCAAUAUUUGCUUGGGCACAAAAGCGUCAAGAUGCUGUCUUCCUCCCAGGUGACCAAAUGGUGUUCUUCAUACUGAAUGUAGUUGAGCUAAUUGGAGUCCUAAUGACAUUCAAACCUUUUCUAGUUUCCUACCAAGGGUAAGAAACUAGAAGAAGUGAUCAAAAUAGAUUCAUUUCUCCCGCAAUCUUUCGAUCGGUUCAAUACUGAAGCAUCAUAUAAAUAACUUGAUUCUUUAGGGGGAUUCUAUGAUUUUGCCAAGAUGAGAAUGCUUACACUAACAGGUUAGAGGCAAUGUUCUUUGUGCCUAUUUCAGGUGAUCAUGAACUUGCUGAGAACUUGUGCUUAUUCUUAUUGCCUUCUUACAAUUGUAUUCAUAUUUGUAUGUAUAGCAAUUCAACCUUUUAAUAAGAGAUCUAUCUGCUUUUGGUAU